GAUGGCUUAUUUGGAGGAGAAAGGAGGUGUUCCCUGUGGUUUCAUCCGCCAGAAUUCCGGCAACUCCAUUUCCUUGGACUUUGAGCCUGAUACAGAGUACCAGUUUGUGGAACAGUUGGAAGAGCGCUACAAAUGUGCCUUCUGCCACUCGGUGCUUCACAACCCCCACCAGACAGGCUGUGGGCACCGCUUCUGCCAGCACUGCAUUCUGUCCCUGAGGGAAUUAAAUGCAGUGCCAAUCUGUCCUGUAGAUAAGGAGGUCAUCAAAUCUCAGGAGAUAUUUAAAGACAAUUGCUGCAAAAGAGAAGUCCUCAAUUUAUACAUAUAUUGCAACAACGCUCCUGGAUGCAAUGCCAAGAUUAUUCUGGGACGAUACCAGCGGGUUCUACUGACCUGUUGUUCUCUGUUGCAGGACCACCUUCAGCAGUGCUUAUUUCAAGCUGUGCCUUGUUCUAACGAGAACUGUCAGGAACCAGUCUUACGGAAAGACCUGAAAGAGCAUUUGAGUGCAUACUGUCGGUUUCGAGAGGAAAAAUGCCUUUAUUGUAAAAAGGAUGUGGUAGUCAUCAAUCUUCAGAAUCAUGAGGAAAACCUGUGUCCUGAGUACCUGGUAUCUUGUCCCAAAAAGUGUUUGCAGAUUAUUCCAAGAUCUAAGGUGGAUGAACACCUUGCUGUAUGUCCUGAAGCCGAACAAGACUGUCCUUUUAAGCACUAUGGCUGUAGUGUAAAGGAUAAGCGGGGGAACCUGCAGGAACACGAGCAUUCAGCUUUGCGGGACCACAUGCUUUUGGUUUUAGAAAAGAACGUCCAAUUAGAGGAAAAGAUUUCAGACUUACAUAAGCACCUAGAACAGAAAGAAAGUAAAAUCCAGCAGCUAGCAGAAACUGUAGAGAAAUUCGAAAAGGAGUUCAAGCAGUUUUCACAGUUGUUUGGCAAAAAUGGAAACGUCCUCUCAAAUAUCCAGGUUCUUGCCAGUCACAUUGACAAGUCUGCUUGGCUAGAAGCUCAAGUGUGUCAUUUAUUACAAAUGGUUACCCAGCAACAAAAUCAAUUUGAUCUGAGGCCUUUGGUGGAAGCGAUUGAUACAGUGAAACAGAAAAUUACUCUGCUAGAAAACAAUGAACAAAGAUUAGUUGUUUUAGAAGGAGAGACAAACAAACAUGAUGCCUAUAUUAAUAUUCAUAAAGCACAGCUGAAUAAAAAUGAAGAGCGAUUUAAACUGCUAGAGGGUGCCUGCUAUAAUGGAAAGCUCAUUUGGAAGGUGACAGAUUACAAGAUGAGGAAGAGGGAGGCGGUGGAUGGGCACACAGUGUCCAUCUUCAGCCAGUCCUUCUAUACCAGCCGCUGUGGCUACCGGCUCUGUGCUAGAGCAUACCUGAAUGGGGACGGAUCCGGGAAGGGGACACACCUAUCCCUGUACAUUGUGGUAAUGCGAGGAGAGUUUGACUCACUGUUGCAGUGGCCGUUCAGGCAGAGGGUGACCCUGACGCUUUUCGAUCAGAGUGGCAAAAAGAACCACAUUGUGGAGACCUUCAAGGCUGACCCUAAUAGCAGCAGCUUUAAAAGACCUGAUGGGGAAAUGAACAUUGCAUCUGGCUGUCCUCGCUUUGUGGCUCAUUCCAUUUUGGAGAAUGCCAAGAACACCUACAUAAAAGAUGACACCCUGUUCUUGAAAGUAGCUGUGGAUCUAACUGACCUGGAGGAUCUCUAAUCACUGGUGUGUUAAAAGGAUUUUUUGGGGUCCAGAACCAUGGAGAACACAUUUAUCAUACUGACUUGGACGUAGGCUCAAUGCACAUUUGUAUUUGGCUCUUUGCCUUUAAUUUUUGAAGUCAGUUUACAAAUU
This is a messenger RNA of Carlito syrichta (Philippine tarsier), 1846 nucleotides long. RefSeq names its product TNF receptor associated factor 5 (gene TRAF5). The coding region runs from base 2 to 1711 and encodes 569 amino acids. The transcript has 10 exons. Gene Ontology annotation, cellular component: plasma membrane signaling receptor complex. The record is from RefSeq and is a predicted model, not a curated record. Gene Ontology annotation, biological process: positive regulation of JNK cascade; protein K63-linked ubiquitination; tumor necrosis factor-mediated signaling pathway. NCBI's taxonomy places the organism in Eukaryota, Metazoa, Chordata, Mammalia, Primates, Tarsiidae. Gene Ontology annotation, molecular function: zinc ion binding; tumor necrosis factor receptor binding; thioesterase binding.